AUGAAAAUAUUUGGGUACAUAGAAAGCAAUGGGGAUCAAACUUUCUUUAUUAAGCAUGGUGAACCAAACAAGGUUACAACCUUAGUUGUGUAUGUAGAUGAUAUCAUCAUAACAGGAGAUGAUACUGAGGAGUUUAAAUGCCUUGGCCAAAAUCUAUCUAGGAAAUUUGAUAUCAAAUCCCUAGGAAGAUUAAAAGAUUUCUUGGGAAUUGAGGUUGCAUAUUUAAAAGAAGGUAUAUUUCUUUCACAACACAAAUAUAUUCUUGAUUUACUUCAAGAGACUGGAAAAUUAGAGUGUAAACCUGCUGACACUCCAAUUGAUCCCGACCUAAGUUCGGGAGAAAGUAAAGACUCUGAUCAGGUAGACAAAAGCUCAUAUCAACAUUUGCAGUGA
Molecule: messenger RNA, 393 nt
Organism: Spirodela intermedia
Lineage: Eukaryota; Viridiplantae; Streptophyta; Magnoliopsida; Alismatales; Araceae
Source: the annotation of a GenBank genome assembly